This is a messenger RNA of Gamsiella multidivaricata, 999 nucleotides long. Its product is annotated as diacylglycerol acyltransferase. The transcript is spliced from 4 exons. Lineage: Eukaryota; Fungi; Mortierellomycota; Mortierellomycetes; Mortierellales; Mortierellaceae. The record is from RefSeq and is a predicted model, not a curated record. Gene Ontology annotation, cellular component: endoplasmic reticulum membrane. Gene Ontology annotation, molecular function: diacylglycerol O-acyltransferase activity. Bases 1 to 999 code for a protein of 332 amino acids. Gene Ontology annotation, biological process: triglyceride biosynthetic process.
AUGCCGUUCUUUGCACCUCUUCGCAUGCCUAUCAAGCGUAGGCUGCAGACAGGCGCCGUAUUGGUCUGGAUCUCCGCCAUAGCGAUCAGCCUGCUACUCUUCUUGUACCUUUGCACUAUCAAGUAUCUCUGGCCAUUGAUCAUCAUGUAUCUACUGUGGAUCCUUAUGCUGGACCAGGCACCCGAAAAAGGUGGGCGGAGGGUGCAAUGGUGGCGCAAUUGGCGAGGAUGGAAGAAUUUUGCCCAGUACUUUCCCAUGACCCUUAUCAAGGAAGGAGAUUUGGACCCCUCCAGGAACUAUAUCUUUGGGUAUCACCCACACGGUAUCAUCUCAAUGGGGGCGUUUUGUACGUUCGGCACUGAAGGACUGAACUUUUCAAAGCGGUUUCCAGGAAUCCAUCCUCGAUUGUUGACACUGCAGACCAACUUUCAGAUCCCAUUUUAUCGCGACUAUAUCAUGGCUCAUGGAUGCGCCUCUGUUUCGAGAGCGUCGUGUGAACACAUCCUGCAGUCAGGCAAAGGCAACUCGAUUGUGAUUGUGGUCGGCGGUGCACAAGAGAGUUUGGCGUCCAAGCCAGGAACCCUGGAUUUGACUCUCAAGAAGCGACUUGGAUUCAUCAAACUGGCACUUGUCAAUGGUGCAAGUCUGGUACCGACGCUCGCUUUCGGCGAGAACGACCUCUACGAGGUGUAUAGCGCCAAGCAUACUAGCAGGACAUAUCAGAUCCAGCAGCUGUUCAAGCGCCUUUUUGGAUUUACACUACCCAUGUUCAACGGACGAGGCAUCUUUAACUAUGAAUUUGGAUUGUUACCAAGGAGGAAGCCCGUGUAUAUUGUCAUUGGCAAGCCGAUCCACGUCGAGAAGAUGGAGGGCAGUCCAACAACAGAACAACUGCAAGAUCUGCAGAAGAAGUAUAUUGACGAAGUACUCGCUAUUUGGGACAGAUACAAGGACAAGUACGCACCUGCACGCAAACAGGAGCUGCGGAUCAUUGAAUAG